CCAUUGCGAACACCUGUAGUGGAAGAACGGGAAGUUGCAGUGUUCGUCUUCGGAGGUAAGAGAGAUUCUUAAACAUGUUUUAUAGCAAACUCAUUUCAAAUUCGCGUAGCUGCUCUAAUAAGAAGGUCUCAAUGGGGAUAAAGUCACUUUAUGGCUAACGGUUAAAAAUUUUGGCCAUUUAACGGCUAACGGUCAACUUCCUUCCUUUGUGAGUAGAAGACAAUUUUGCGACUUACGGUUGAAAUUUGUUCCGCCCGAUGGCUAAGAAUGUGUUGGUCAUUUUACGACUGACGGUUAACCCCAUUGAGACCCUCAAAAAGCUAAGCUAAAACCAACACGUCCUUAUUUUUUCUUCAGCUCCACAGUGCGCAUAGUUAGAUUUCGUCGGUGCGUCAAACUUUACGAGGCAAAGUUUCCUUGAGAGGAUUUUGGUGCUGUAUUCAACCGUAAAUACGAUGUCGUAUUUUUGUAAGGUAAUUAUAAUGUUUAAAGAGGAGCCCUGCGCUAUAUGUCGAAAUUAAUUUUAUCAAUACCCUUCAUCUCGCGCCGUCAAUGAGUAAGAAUUUUAUGGUAUAUGCUCUUAUUUUAGAUAUUCAAGGAACUGAUAGAGGUAGUCUUAUCUAAACCUGAAACACUUGAUACUGAUACUGUGGUCAGAAAUAAUUUCAAAAUACUGAUAUUUCUCUUCGCAACCAGCAGGUGAAAAAGGGCGCAUGAGACUGCGCCACAGUUGCAGACAUUUUUUUGGUGCAACAAUGAGCCCAAGAUUGCUGUAUGCCCCGGCUCAAUUCUCACAAAAACUUGUUUCAUCUCUUUUGGCUUGCAUCCUAAAGUUAACAUAUUCUCUAAUUUUAGCAGGCAGGUGAAGUGCAGUAUACGGGUUCUUCUAUCCUUGUCUUUGUCGUUCUCGUUUUGAGCCUCGCGGCUGCCAAAGACCAAUGGAGAACAGAAGUUAACAUACAAGGCAGGGCUCUAAAGGGUUUCACCUUUAAAAUAUUGUUAACAACAGCCCCUUACCUGUGUGAUGUCAAAUGCGAACAGGAAAUUACCUGUCAAAGCUACAACUACAACAAAGAAAACAAGAUUUGCGAGUUAAAUAACCGCACCAAGGAAGCAAGACCAGAAAACUUCAUCUCAGCUCCUGCAUGGUUUUACAUCCGACGUUUAAAUGGCCGAGGUAGGUAUAUUUACUUGGAUGUCAGCACUGUCGAAUAAUUUCUCGGUCUCCGAAUAAUUGAGGGUGACGGAAACGUACAGAAAAUAAGACCUUUAAAAGUCAUGUUUGUAAAAGUAUUCUGAACAACUAAGAGCUUCUUUACACGAGCCCAGGUUUAUUUGUAACAGUGUUCACUAGCAUGCGGUUCGCUUCGAGAUUGACCCAGGUCAGACUCUCUACCUACGAAAAAGCCUGACAAAGUUCGAAAUCAGCAAGAGAAUAUCAAUAUCUCUUGAGGUAAGGUAACAAAUACACACCGAGUAUGAUGGAAUUGUGGAAGGCUAUCAUGUAUAGAAUCUAAAACAGUAUAGAAAAUGAGGCAGAAAAGGUUACGUGGGUGAAAGUGCCAACCGUGUUAGUGCUUAAAUAAAAAAAAAGUUGAGGACAUAUAACUCCUUCUAGCCGGAACGACCCGGCUCUCGACAAAGAUUACUUAAUAGAGAGGACUGGCCCCUUUGACUACGUUCACCCUAAAAACACUUACAAAAAUUUGACUGCAAAAGGGUUACCUAUCGCAGUGAUUUAAUCAAGAUCGAAAAGCAACCCGGGGUUGCCCUAAGGCUAUCAGGGAGUGAAAGUAAAUUUACCCGUGUGAGUUGGUUUAGCUUUGGAAUUGUUUUUUUUUUUUAAGGGUGAGUGUUACUUUCAGUUCGUUAGCUCCUAAGAUAACUUUUAAGACAGGAAUGUCCUCGCACCAGCCAUCGUAAAGAAUGCACAGUUUGACGAUUGGACGAACCAUUUCUGUAGUAAGUACUGGUAAUGCUGAAUGAUUCGAGGGCUCUUUACUGAGCCUCAAUCGCACUGCUUUGCACUCCACGAGGGUAAUUCGGAUAUAUAUUGCUUUACAGUUCCCUUGGGCUCCAUUCCAGAACUACCAGCGCAGUCAUGUCAGGAAAUAAAAUUGAGUGAGGGUAAAGACACCGUCAGUAACAUGUACUGGCUGGAUGAAAGUGGCAAAGGAAACGCUGUAUUGGAUUAUUGUGACAUGGCCAUCUCAGGUAAAACACUAAAGAAACUGAAUAAAGUGAUUUUUAGUCUAGAGGCACUUUUUUUUCACUUCUUGCAUGCGCUUAGUCAUUCCUUAUUUGUCAAGUUCGUCUUUAAUUCUUUCAUUUCAGGCCGAAUUCCUCUUUCCUGUAAGGAGAUAUGGACGAACAAAAGGUACGGAUUUUUUUAUCAACCCGCCGCGAUCGGGAAAUUUAUCAGUCUGAAAAGUCAGCGGUCUUCUCGCACAAAACCCAUUCCCCCAUUGGCGCACUUGAGGGACUAGGGUUAGAGGACGCAUGACAUUCCUGAAUCUGGGUAAAUAAUUUGACAAAACCCUUUAAAUGCACCUUCAGCUUAAGACUCAUUUACAUCCAUUCCUUUUAAUUCAGAAUCCGUCUUGACGGUCCUUACCGCAUCCGGGUAAACUCGUCUGCCAAGAUAGCAUCCGUAUUUUGUCAUAUGACUCCUAUUCCCGGAUGUGGGGAUGGCGGAUGGACACUUGUCAUGAAAAUUGAUGGACACAAGGUAUUUUGGGGUUAACUUUUGCGCAGUUGAUAGCUGAGAUUUUUUAGGAAUCGAUGAAUCCGUAAGCGCUAGAUCUAAGGACCUGGUGUUCAAGGUGUUAAAAAGUGCCUGAAACCCCGGAAACGAUUAACUUUACGUUCACUGCAGUGUGUUUUCAACGAACAAAGGUAUGUCAUCAAUGUUACUCUUAACAACUAAAAGAAAACGGUGCAACGCCCUGAUUUUCCCUCUCUGUCCCCAUAUUUUCUUUUGUAACGACUUUAUUAUGUUUCGUUGUGUGUCUGUUUGGAUAUAGAUCGUAGAUAACGUCAAGAUGUGCGAAGAAUAAAAACGUGGAAAGCGAGCCGUGGGCACGCGGGUCUAUCAAUGUUUUUGUAACCAAAUUUUGGUGUCCUCUGUGAUUUUUAACCAGAGGACGUCGGGAAAAUAUAAUCUAUUCGUCUCAAACAAUGAACAGGAAGAUAAAAAGAAGGAAAAUUGCGAACGAAUCAGUUAAGACUCGGUGUCUGUUUCUUGUUCGUGAAUAGCACCUGGUUAUUUUUCUUAAGCCUUUACCUGUUGAAAAAAUCAACCAAACAAUAGUUAAAUUGUGCGCCAUGUUGGAGAGACGAGGAAAAAAAAGCAAUUUGUAAAUGACUUCAGCUUCCGAUGAUAUGUUGAACGACAUUUAUUUGUGAGAUAUGAUAGGAAUAACUAAAUGUUGCAAUUGAAUUAGAAUCAAAAUAAUAUAUUUAAUCGCAGUGGUCAUUUUCGAUAUUCAAUAAAUAUGUGAUCAUAAGAACGUCUUUAAUCAUAUUCUUCAUCGACAGCAAACCUUUACGUACUACGCGGAAUAUUGGAAUAACACUGUUGCUUACAACGAGUCUGCUGGAACAAGCCUUAAUGAAGACGAAACUAAACUGAGCAGCUUUUGGUCGACACCUUUCACUCGACUGUGUCUGGGCAUGAAACACCCUGCCAACGGCGUAACAAACUGGAUUGCUUUGAACUACUCUGCCUCAUCUCUGAGGGAUGUGAUAGGCGACGGAACAUUCCGACCAACAAAUCUGAGUGUAACAGAAUGGAAAAAGCUUCUGAAUAACUCAGGAAUUCAGGUGAAAAGCCUUUAUGUCGAAUUCCCUAUGCUAAGUCAGUAACACAAAGUUUAAUUAAGAGUAAUCCCUCCCCGCUGGUCCUUGAGGAAAAAAAAAAGAAUCAUUUGUAAACAAGAAACGUUCUUCUAAUUAGCGACAAGUCAGUGGUAGAGGUGUACAUGAUAAAAGGAUUUGCUCUUGCAUUUACCAUCUGAAAUCAGGAGAAUCUAUUACUGACUUACAUCUACAAUUGUCGAAAAAACUGUUGACACAUUAACCUUUGCAACCCCCUAUCACUUCAAUUUUAACUCUUUUGCCCUUCUUAAGUCAACCCAUUCGCCCCCUUCUCGCUUAAACAAUGUUGUAACGUGAUUCCAUAAACCUUUCGCUACAUACAGGAAACAUUGAACGAGGAAGGAGGGGAGGGGUCUUAUUAGUGAUUUAAAGUGUGGUCGAAACAGGAGUGUUACUUUGCACAUAAAUAGAAACCUUCAACUUAUUUCGACCCUCAUUGUGGGUUUAAUGUAUAAUGUAAUUAGGAUGGAUUUACUUGAACAGCCUAUCACAUGCAUAUGAUAACAGCAGCGUUGCUAAUACUCCUCGUUACUCCAAAUCAGUAUGCGUAGAUAAAACACGGACUUAGUUGAUUAUACCACUUAUUUGUGUGGUAUUCAGUAUUAUUACUUUACGUUCCGUAAUGUUAUGUAACUUAGCCGUAUAUGUUUGGUUGUUCAGGUCAUAUGUUAUGUGUGUACAUGUAUUUAACGAUCAAAGGUUUGUUUGCAUCGUCCUUUUCUGAAACAACAGUACGUUUUGAUGUUUUUUCUCCUUAGGACGGUUGCCAGAUGCAGGGUUUUAAUAGCAUUAACAAGGGUUUUGACCACGGUACCGGUGCUAAGACUCGUAUUGGAAUUAUUGGCUCUCCAGAUAGAUGUAAUCAAACAAUGGUGAGCAGAAUUGGGUUUGGUUCCGCAGGAAGUUUUUACUUCAUGGACGAUUCGAAUUCGUGUGGAAACGAGCUACACAACGAAGUAUCUAUUAAGGCAUUUGGCUACAUAUUUGUUCAGUAA
This is a messenger RNA of Pocillopora meandrina, 4871 nucleotides long. NCBI's taxonomy places the organism in Eukaryota, Metazoa, Cnidaria, Anthozoa, Scleractinia, Pocilloporidae. The record is from the annotation of a GenBank genome assembly.